Molecule: messenger RNA, 837 nt
Organism: Boeremia exigua
Lineage: Eukaryota; Fungi; Ascomycota; Dothideomycetes; Pleosporales; Didymellaceae
Exons: 3
Coding region: 1-837 (278 amino acids)
Source: RefSeq, a predicted model, not a curated record
AUGGCCGACUCGGAGCAGCCGACACCGAUCGAGGGCACCCCCGCCGCGGACGUCGAGAUGGGCGACGAGGCCGCGGCGGAGGAGACGGAGACGGGGUUGACGCAGCUGGAGCCCGAGCAGCCGAAGCUGGUGCUGUUUGCCGAUCUGGUCAAGAGCCCCAUCGUCGAGGUCGUCGUCGGCAGCGGCGACCAAACAACCACCUACUCGGCCCACGAAGCCGUCAUCCUCAAAUCCCCCGAGUUCGCAAAGCAAGUCGAAGCCUUCGCACCCACAGGCCCGCGCAGAAUCACCUUUCCAGACUACGACAUCGACGCCAUGGGCUCCGUAGUCGAGUACCUGUACACGGGCGAGUACUUCCCCAAGAAAACCUCGUCGGCGCGCGACGCCCCGCUGGAAAGGGACCCGCGCCAACCGCACCCCGACGACGACGGCGCGGGCCUGCUCGUGCACGCGCGCGUCUACACACUCGCCGAGCGCCUCGGCCUGCCCGACCUCAAGUCCCUCGCGCACUCGAAGAUCCACCGCACCGCAUCCACCGCCAAGGGCGAGCUCGCCUACGCCCGCUUCGUCUACAAGGAGUCCAAUCCCGACGACCAGACCAUCCGCAAGCCCGUUGCCGCCUUCUGGGCCUCGCGCAGCUACAGCCUCAGACACGACGCCGAGCCCGAGUUCCGCGCCAUGUGCCUCGAGUUCCCGCAGUUCUCGUACGAUGUCCUGCAGUUGGUGCUGGAUCAGCAGGAGAAGAGUCGCGGGCGGGCGGACGAGGGGCCGGGCAAGGGCGGGCCGAGCGUGGUGCCGGGGAGUACGAGGAAGCGGGCGCGGGUCAGUCAGAUCUAG